This is a messenger RNA of Myxocyprinus asiaticus (Chinese sucker), 1522 nucleotides long. RefSeq lists its product as uncharacterized. The record is from RefSeq and is a predicted model, not a curated record. The transcript is spliced from 2 exons. NCBI's taxonomy places the organism in Eukaryota, Metazoa, Chordata, Actinopteri, Cypriniformes, Catostomidae. Bases 101 to 1132 code for a protein of 343 amino acids.
GUUUUUCCAGCUCUUUUUGAGGCUUUAUUUAAGCCCAGGCUGUUAGCAGAAGAGCUUCAGAACCAUUGCUGUAGUCUACAGUUGUCCAGGCUAAGGCACAAUGACAGGCAUCAUUCCCAAGAGCAAAACAAAAUGUGUUGAUUUCUGUGGAACGAGCUACUACUAUUAUAUAAUCCGCUCUGAUCUUGGCUGCUAUAUGCAGUCAAGUAACUUCAAUAAAGGUUUAGACCUCACUAUUUUGAGUCUGCACCCUUCCUGCCAAAAUGGAGAUCAUUACCUUGGUGAUGGGGGUGGCUACUUCUACAUCAUUAAGGGCAAGUCCUACCGCAGAGUCACCAACCUGACAACAGACAGCAGUGCUGCAGUUUACAGCCUUCAUCCCAACUGCCAGGGUGGAGACCACUACCUCUCAGCCUUUGGCAAGUUUUACAUCAUCUUCCAAGGAAAGGGCACUUACCGAAGAACAACAAACAUGAAUCAUGACUCAGAUGCUGUAGAAUACACCCUGCAUCCCAAUUGCAGAAAUGGUCUCUACUACUGGGGCUUGCCAAACCACUACUACUUCCUCAAGCCAGUCUCAGAGUGGGGAGUUGAAUACUACAAAGGUACCAACUUCAACAAAGAUGAGCGUGUUGCUGUCUAUUCUGUUCACCCAGAUGUUCUUAACUUCUUGCCUGGUGGGCUGUCAAUAACUAAAGGCCCAACAAAUGGCAUUUGGGAGAAUAUUAAAACUAUAAAUAAUGAAAGCAAUACUCCAAUGACAUGGCAAAAUAAAAUUAUUAAAAGGGUUGGAUACAAUAAGGAGAAGAUGUCCCAGAUCACGCACAACUGGAAGAUAGCCAUGUCAACCUCGGCUGAAUCUGUAGACCUCACAGGGUUAAUUGCGAAGUGCCAGUUCUCCUUUUCAACAGAAUAUGGAGGUUCACAUGUCAGCACUGAAAAUGAAAGCUGGAGCGAAGCGACUGAAGUGGAAGAAGUACUAACAUUUGAGCUGAAGCCAAAUGAGCGCUUGUACAUAUGGCAAUACAAACUGAAACUUGGUCAAGAACCAGUGUUGUUCUGCCGUGAUUUAAAGAUUGACGAUGAGCCUAAACCUCCAAGUGAAGUCCCACUGCCACCCGCAAAUACAUGAAAAAAAAAACAAAAAAACAAAUCAGGACAGUUUAACUCCAAGAAUAACAAUAUGCUUCAGUUAAAUUAAUUAAUUCUGACUUCUCAAGCAAUUUCUUAGAUAUCUACAAGCAUUGCUUAAAAUGUAGGCAGAGAGGAGACUUGUACUGUACUGUUUAAUACAACAGAGAGGUUUUUCAAUUACAGUGCAUGCAGAACUACAAAAUACAACACUAUCCAUUAUGGAAUUGAAACUUUGUCUUUAUGAUUAAAAGAAAAUGGCAAAAUCCUGCUUUAUACUGUGAAUCUCACACAUGCAAACUGCAGACAAAUCUUUCACAUUGUGGCUAUGCACAGUUAAUAGAAUAUAUAUAUAUAUAUAUAUAUAUAUAUAUAUAUAUAUAUAUAUAUA